UUUUCUCGUUGCUGUCAGUGUUGCUGCUUCUACAAAGCGAUGAGACGGCUGUACAUUGGUGGGUUGAGCAACUCGGUCACCCAGAAAGAUCUGAAAGACCGAUUUGGAAAGUUUGGAGAUGUACAGGAUGUGGAGCUCAGAACAAAGAGGGAUGAGGAGGGUGUUCCCUUUAAAACAUUUGCCUACGUUAACCUCAACAUUUCUGAUGCCGACCUUAAGAAAUGUUUGACAGUACUGAACAAAUCCAAAUGGAAAGGAGGAACUCUGCAGAUAGAAACAGCCAAGGAGAGCUUCCUGCACAGACUGGCUCAAGAGAGGCAGGUUGCAAUGGAGCAGAACCUCUGUCAGCCUGAAGUGGAGGACAAGAGACGAAAGAUGCUUGACUCCCUGAGUAAAGCUGGUGUUGACAAUUUCACCAUGAGGGCGGCAGUGCCAGGAACUGAAGUACCAGGGCACAAGGACUGGGUCGUCAGUAAAUUUGGCCGGGUUCUCCCUGUUCUCCAGCUCAAGUGUAAGAAGGGGAACAAAGCCCGGACACUGAAGUACGACCCCUCCAAAUACAGCCACAACAUUCGCAGAAUCAACCAGACCGAAUCUGACACGCACACCCCUGUCUCCCAGCUCACAUGGGAGGUACAAGGAGGUGAUGAUGACAUCAGUAAAAAGAGGCGGGGCGAAUUCCCUCCAUAUCAACCACCCAGACCCAAAAAGCGUUGGACAGAUAUUGACUCCCAAAAGGCUGUUGGUACAAACAGGUCACAACAGAACAAGGUUGUAAAUCACGUCGAGAAGCUUCAGACCAACAACAGACCUGAACUACACAACAACCAUAAACCUUUUCUAAGGAAUCCAGCACCUUUUACUGGUAGUGAUGGUGACUCAGAUGAGGAAAUUCGUAGACUGGUAUCAACUCAGAGCAACGUCUGUAAUCCACCAGGUCAUAAAGAGGAGGAAGAUAAUCUGGAAGUGGUGGGAUUUGACUACAUGGUAAAGUCGGGAUUGUUCCACCUGCGACAGAAAGGUCAGCCGGAUGAUGAAGACGAGGAUGGUUACAAUUCUGCUGGUACAGAUGAACUUUUUGCCUCCAGGAAACCAGCAACGCUUCCCUCUCUUCCUGGAGCUCCACUGCAGGAGAAACAGACUUUAAACACUGACAAAACACUCUCAGAGAAUGGAGUGAGGAAGAGGAAAACUCAGAAGAAAGACCAAGUUAGAAAAGUGGAGAGGGAGACGGAAGAAGAUACCAGGAAGUCUUUAUGUGCCGAAAAGAAAGAGGAAUGUGUUCAAAAGAGUUCACAGAAACAAGACGGCAGUUCCAACAACCACAGUAAAAAAAAGGCAGUGGUCCCUGACCUAAACCCCCCCUCAUCAGAUCUAGAUGAAGAUGGGGAUGAGGAAGGAGAUGAGUCAGAAUCGGCUGAUUCCUGUUCAGACUCUGAAUAUGAGGCCAUGUUUUUGAAUGCUACCUGUAUGGAAAUCUCUUUUACUGAUCUUCAAAGACUGGCUGAAGAAUCUCAGCAGACUUCUGAAUCGAUUCCCAGCAUCAAUGGAACCAAGUUUGAAAAAGAAACUGACCCUGAAUCUGUCCCUGCAAAACAGCGAGUGCCAAAAAAAGGCACUAUGCCAGAGGAGAUCCUCGCCUCCAUCAUGGGGGAGGGCGACAGCAGUGAUGAGGAAGAGCAGCAGAAGAAGAAGAAAAAAUCGAAACAAAAAAUAGUAACUCAACUGCCCGCAUUUCAAGGGACGAAAACACUAAAGGAUAAAACAGAGGCAGAAACUACUACAGAUGACGAGGAGGAGGUGGUGGUCCAUCAGGCUGUGCUUUCAUUUCCGGAUAAAGCAAAGAGUCCACUCUCUUCUUCUUCUUCAUCGUCCUCCAUUGAAGAAGAUGAGGAGGAGGAGGACGAGAAAGUCUCUGCAGAAACUGGUGAGAAAACAGCAACUCCUCCUAGUCCCUCCUCUGAAUCCUCCAGUGAAGAAGAAGAAGAGGAGGAGGAGAAAGUGACAGAGAAAACUGCUUCCAGAGUAAAUUUAGGAGCCAAGGAGGAAGAGGAGCUGCAGAAGAAGGCCAACAUGAGACGACUGGCUGCCAUUCAGCAGAGGCAGAAAAAGGCUGAAGAAAAUAAGAAGCUCAUCCAGGGGGCCUUAGCCAACCUGGAUACUCCGACAACAGGAAAAGGGAAGCACAUCGUCUUUGGUUCUGAUGAUGACGAAGAGGAGGAAGAUGAGCAGCACACACCCUCAGAGAUCACAGUGUCGAAGACCACUCUGUUCAGCGAAUCAGAGGAGGAGACUACAAGUGAUGAGGAGUCAGCUGAGAAAAGCAACAAAGACAAAAACACAGGUCCUCAGUUAUUUGGAGGGAGUGAUGGUGAGGAGGAGGAAGAGGAAGAUGAAAGCAGGUUUGAGAUCAGGCCCCAGUUUGAAGGUCGUGCAGGUCAGAAGCUGAUGGAGCUACAGUCUCGGUUCGGGACAGAUGAACGAUUUCGGAUGGACUCUCGUUUCCUGGAAGACGCCAAGGACGAAGAUGAAGAGUCAGGAGAGAAGAAUAGCAUAACGGAAGAUAAAUCUCUGAAGGAGGAGAAAAAGAAGAACCUGUCCAUCCUGCAGAGCGUCCUGGGCAGCAGCCAACAACCGUGCAGCAGCAAGACCGCAAUCAAAGCCAAGACAUUUAGAGACGUCUCAGGUCUGCACUAUGAUCCCAGCAAAGAAGAACACGCAGCAUUUGAGAACAAACCAAGUGAAACCAAAGAAAGUAAGGCAGCCAGGAAGAAGAAGAGAGAAGAGGCUCUGAAGCUUCCAGAGGUUUCUAAAGAGAUUUACUAUGACGUGUCCGGGGACCUGAAGGCCGUCUUCGGUCAGACAAAGACGGAAAAUGUCACUGAGGUAGAAGAGGAAAAAACUAACUGGGACCAAGAGGAGGAGGAGGAGGAGGAGGAGGAAGAAACCGAGAAAGAUGAAGAAUCCACUUCACUAUUGACUCAAGUCUCAGCUGAGGAGAAAACAGAGUCUGGAUUCAAAUUCUCCUUCUUUGGAAAUGACACAGAAACUGAAGAAAAAGCGACAGAAGAGUACAAGGUGGAGACCAUCCAGGCUCCAAAAGUGUCAUGGCAGCAAGAUCGACGUUUUCAAGACAGCAGCUCAGAGGAGGAGGAGGAGGAGGAAGAGGAGGAGCAGCAGCAGUGGCACAAAGAGGAAACCAGGGAGGAAACAAGUGCCACACAUAAAACCUCAGAAGAAGCCACUCCUCUGAAGUCCAGCCUCUUCUUCUUCUACCCUGAAGACAGCAGAUUGACAGAGGGCCCAAAGUUGUUCCGUUGUUCCUCUCAGUUGGAGGAGCAGAGGGAGCAGUGGGAGGAGAGGAGAAACCAACUCCGACAGGAGUGCCGUAAGAAACACAAGGAAGCGUGCAGGAAACUGAAGUCCUCCAUGAAGAGCUGAUGGUGAAGGAAGAAGAGCUUGGGUCUCAGUUUUCAACAGCCUUCUUCUCUCAGAUGUUUUUUGCUACAAACUUUGAACAUGGUAUAGAGGAAGCUUCAAAAUUAUCCCAAAAUGACAAGGACUGGAUUUUUUCCUGACAUUUUUGUUGGUGAAUUGGUGUAAUUUUGUAGUGUAAUAAAGGUAAAUGCUAUUUUGUAUAAUUAUUAGUUCAGUAAACAUGCAUUGGAAAUAAAUGAAUGCAUGUUACAUGCAAUUAAAAAUACUUAAAACUA
Messenger RNA from Cynoglossus semilaevis (tongue sole), 3713 nucleotides. RefSeq names its product nucleolar protein 8 (gene nol8). The transcript is spliced from 17 exons. NCBI's taxonomy places the organism in Eukaryota, Metazoa, Chordata, Actinopteri, Pleuronectiformes, Cynoglossidae. Gene Ontology annotation, biological process: protein localization to nucleolus. The record is from RefSeq and is a predicted model, not a curated record. Gene Ontology annotation, molecular function: RNA binding. Gene Ontology annotation, cellular component: nucleolus. The coding region runs from base 40 to 3441 and encodes 1133 amino acids.